UAACAUGGCAAGACAGGCAGACUAUAUUCCUUGAAAAUGUGCAGUAUGCACACAGAACAUAGACUGAUCUCCAGCCACCCGGAACACCUUGGAACGCAGAAGAUCCAGAGAUAUGAAAGACAUAUUGCAAAUUAUUGCACUUCUCUUGGGUUUUUUGGGGUGUGGGUUUGCUGUAUUAUCAUUACUUAGUCACUACUGGAAAGUGUCUUCAGAUGACGAUAGUGUUAUCAUCACAUCCAGCAUCUUUGAGAACCUCUGGAUGUCCUGUGCAGAUGAUUCCACGGGUACUUUCAAUUGUUGGGAUUUCCAGUCCAUGCUCGCGUUACCAGGUUUAAUCCAAGCAUGCCGUGCAUUAAUGAUCACAUCCAUUGUGCUAGGUGCAUUCGGGCUGGUGGCAACUCUAGUGGGUAUGCAGUGUUCCAAGAUAGGAGGGGAGAAUUACAUAAUGAAGGGUCGUAUCGCUGGGGCUGGAGGUGUCUUCUUCAUACUGCAAGGUCUGUGCACGAUGAUUGCAGUGUCUUGGUAUGCUUUCAAUAUCACUCAGGAAUUCUUUGACCCGCUUUAUCCAGGAAUAAAGUAUGAAAUCGGAGAAGGGCUGUACAUUGGUUGGAGUUCAGCCAUAAUGGCUUUAUGUGGCGGCAGCUGUUUGCUGUUUUCCUGUGGACUGUGCAGCCGAGAGGAAAAAAAAUCACAUCUUCAGAACUUCAGAUCAUACUCCUACCAGCCUCAAUCCAGACAUAUGGUUCAAACUGCCUCUACAAUAUCCCAUGUCCCUUCCAGCCAAUAUAGACUCAAUGCAUAUGUUUAAUGCUGGGAACACACUACACCAUUUUUAAAUGAAGUUUUAUUAACUAAGUUCGGGAGGAGCACGUUCAGAUAAUUAACACGAGUGGACAGCAAUCAGCAAUCAAUGAUAAAAGGGUACAUAUAGACUCAACAGUCUUACCUCGAUCCAUUGACAGUUUGCAGCAUCCCCCCUCCACCCCUUCUCCACACUUCUAGUUCUCCACACUCCUAGUUC
Rhinichthys klamathensis goyatoka is the source of this 1021-nucleotide messenger RNA. RefSeq names its product claudin 15b (gene cldn15b). Gene Ontology annotation, molecular function: structural molecule activity. Gene Ontology annotation, cellular component: bicellular tight junction; plasma membrane. Gene Ontology annotation, biological process: cell adhesion; bicellular tight junction assembly. NCBI's taxonomy places the organism in Eukaryota, Metazoa, Chordata, Actinopteri, Cypriniformes, Leuciscidae. The transcript is spliced from 5 exons. The record is from RefSeq and is a predicted model, not a curated record. The coding region runs from base 113 to 808 and encodes 231 amino acids.